AAAAGGUGGGCUAGAUCGUUCUUUCCGAAAAGAAGAUAUAAUAUUAUGACCAGCAAUAUUUCUGAGUCAAUAAAUUCUGCCAUUGAACAUGCAAGAGACCUACCUAUAACUCCAUUAGUAGAAGCUCUUAGAGAAAUGGUACAAGAUUGGUUCUCAAGACGAAAAGAGGCAGCUACAUGCCAAUUUUUUGACGUGACAAAAUGGGCAAAUGACGUAAUGGAGAGCAAACUUGAUCAAGCAUUUCGAAUGAAAGUUGAUAAAAUAGAUAUGUUCAAAUAUCAAGUCACCUAUGGUGACACAACCUUCAUUGUUGAUCUGACUGAAAACUCAUGCUCUUGCAAGGAAUUCCAACUAGAGGGAAUUCCAUGUGCUCACGCCAUUGCAGCAAUCGAUGCGAAUCAUUUUGAUAAAUACAAGUUUUGCUCUGAGUGGUAUAGCAAAUCUGUUUUGUUGGAAACAUAUGCAGGUUCAGUUAACCCUCUUCCAAAUAAAGAGGAUUGGAACACCCCAGAUGAAAUUAAAGAAGACCGCAUCAAGCCUCCUGAAUUCAAAGUUAAACCAGGACGUCCUAAGAAAAGAAGAGGAGAAGGAAUUGGAGACUAUGCCAAGCGUGGUCGACGUCGAACGAUGACAUGUGGAAAUAGUGGAAUAUUGGACAACAAUAAAAAAAGUUGCAACCACACAACCAACCAAUUCUAAAGCAAGGAUUCUAGCAUUGAAUGAUAAUUACUUUUUAAAAGUUGGGGGUCACUUGGUAAUCUCCAUCAAGGCCAAUUGCAUAGACUCUACAAUUCCCGCUGAGCAUGUUGCUUGAACAUAUAUAGCUUUAUGUUUUAGACUUGAAAUUAAUAAUAAUAUGUAUCAGUUGAAGAAGCAAAGAUAGCAGAGCUUUAUUGAUUUGUUUUUUAUUUUCUUGUUGGAUUGUAAUUGCUGAACAUUUUUGAUGCAUGAGCUUUAUUGUAAUCAAAUAUUUGACCACACUUUUUAAGACUGUAGACAUACCUUUUCAUUUUAAUUUUUACACAUUUGGUUCUCA
Cannabis sativa is the source of this 1036-nucleotide messenger RNA. RefSeq lists its product as uncharacterized. Lineage: Eukaryota; Viridiplantae; Streptophyta; Magnoliopsida; Rosales; Cannabaceae. Bases 46 to 699 code for a protein of 217 amino acids. Gene Ontology annotation, molecular function: zinc ion binding. The record is from RefSeq and is a predicted model, not a curated record. The transcript is spliced from 3 exons.